AUGGUGUUGUGUAAGCCGAAGCUUUUACCUCUAAAGUCAGUAACGUUAACAAAGCUGGAGAAGAUGCAGCGCGAUGCCCAAGAAGUCAUCCGCCAGCAGGAAAUGGCGCAGUUGGAUCAGCAGAAUUCCCAAACCUGA
This is a messenger RNA of Staurois parvus, 138 nucleotides long. The record is from the annotation of a GenBank genome assembly. NCBI's taxonomy places the organism in Eukaryota, Metazoa, Chordata, Amphibia, Anura, Ranidae.